UUCGAGGACUACUGACUUAUAUAAUCAGUUAUACCUAACACCGUGACCCCUUUAGUAUAGCGAAAAACGAAUAUGAGCAGGAGAAGCUCAUUGACAACCAAGGAAUUAAAGAGCUCUUCAUAAAUUGCGUACAACAGUUAUCUCCCGUAUGCGUGUCUGUGUGUGCGCAUUCUGUGUUACACAUUUUCUGAUUGUUAUGAAUCAUGGAACGACCGCAAUUGAAAUUUCACAGAUUAUUUGAUGAUUCACACGCGUAUAUGUAUAUAUACCUCACUUUAUAUAAUACUGCAUAACACAUUUAGUAUAGCUGUCAAAUAAUCUUUUUUUUUUUCCUUUUCUAUUUCCGUCAGAAUAAUGUUUAUUCGUUAGUUAUUGAAGCUGUCGGUGUUUGUUAUUUAUACAAAAGCGGAAGUUCUGGGUUCAAAGCAUGGCCACUCCAUCGUCGUCUACAUCGUCAAUAACAACAUCACCGUCGUCGUCUUCAUCAUCAUCAUUUUCAUUCCGAAAGAUCAACACGUUCGUUUUCUUCGACUUAGAAGCCACUGGACUGAACGAGACUGGAAACCGACCUAAAAUCACUGAAUUAGCUAUGAUUGCUGUAAGCCGGAGCGAACUAUCGUACACCCGCCCUCGAGUAUUAAACAACCUUCGCCUCUGUUUUUAUCCCAACAAACUAAUCGCUCCAGCUGCCUCUAAACUCACUCGUCUUUUCAAUGAUGCAUUGCAGGACCAAAGCAUCUUUGAUAUUAAUGCCUCUCAGCUUCUCAACUGUUUCUUAACCAGACUAAAGAAACCAGUCUGUUUGGUGGCCCAUGGAGGAAAUGAUUAUGAUUUCGGUCUCUUACAAGCUGAACUUCGUUAUGUGCAGGCAACACUGAUGUUGGAUCUUCUCUGUGUUGAUUCACUGAAGGCAGUGAAGGAUUUGGACACCAAAAAACCGUCUAUUAUGACCACUCCAACUAAAAACUCAAAAACGAUUCCAGUUACACCAAGAAAAGAACCAAAAAGAAAUAACGAUGAUCCUUCCCAAACCCCCAAUAACUCACAAAUUCAAGGAGUUGAUAAAGCAAAAACUUGGCUUUGGAAAGGUAUGGGCGACAGUGUUUUUCUGACCCCAAAAUCAAGCCCUGAAAAGGUCAAUAAUUCAGAUACAUACAAUUCAGAUGAAUCAUUGGUUGAUGAUGAACCUCGUUGUAAAAAGGACAAAAUCUCAUACAAACUGGGAGACAUUUACAGGCGAGAAACUGGAAGCGAACCUGUAAAUGCACAUUCUGCUGAGUCUGAUUCCAUGAUGUUAAUGACAAUUAUCAUUAAGCGUAAGGAUGAAUUUCUUCCCUGGAUGGACAAAUACUCUGCUCCUUUUUCUUCUAUAAGGCCUUUAUAUGAAUACAAUCAAAGAUAACUAUUAGAUUAUUACAUUAAUAAUUGAAGCCAAAAUUCCUAACUUGAUUCUAUGAGGUGUCAAACACACUUGAAACAUUGUUAAAAUAAAUAUCUAAACUGACAUCAGUGCUUCAGUAUACAAUUUAUAUCUAGCUUCUGGAGCAAGAUAUUGUCUAUACGUGUGCUGUUUUACUCAAUUGACAUAAACCUCUCAGAAUCACUGAAGUCUCUUUCUUCAUCUGUGAUGCUAAUUGUGUAACUUAAGAAUGACACAGACUACCGUUAAAACCAGUUUCAUUCAGUGAUAAACAUCCCGAUCAUCAAACUUAUUUCAUCAUCUUGUAAAUACAGAUUGUUAUUAAUCUAUUUUUCCUCAAAAAUCUGCUCUAUAUUUCUGUACCUCUUCCAAUUUCACUUUCAUUAUUCCAUGCAAGCUUCUACUGUCACAAAUUCCCAGAAUGUAAAUCUACCAUCCAUUGACGACUGCUGAGUUAGCCCUUUCAUUCACAAGAUUUCAAAGUCAAAAUAUAUUGGUACUAUAUAUUUUUUUAAUUUGGAAUUUGAGAUGACAUUGUUUUUGUUAUUGAGUGAUAUUCAGACCAGAACAGUUCUAAAAUACUUCAUGCCUAAAUUUAUCCAUAUCUAUCAACAAUAUUUAUGGAACAGAUUUCCUUUAUUAGCAUAGUAUCAUUAUUUGUUGUGAUUGCAAUGGAUAUUUAGGAUAUUGAAUAUCAUCUAUUUGGUAUAUCUUCUCUUAUCCUGAAAACCAGUGCUGUACCAUCAAAUAUUUAAUUUAUCUAGAUAUGUUAGCACUGGCAACCCAUGCAGUUUACAUAAUAGGUUUCAGAAAAAUUAGUUCUCAGUUGAAUCUUAACUGAAAACAUGACAACAUAUUUUUCUAUAUCUUCAUGUGAUAUACAGUAUGCUAACAUGAGACACUUCUGGUUAGUUCUGCUGAAUCUCCCACUAUGGCACAUGGUAAUUCUCUCUCUCAAUAUGAUAUGAGUGCUUGAUGCUUGUUCUACAAUAUAAUUUUCAGUUAUUACUAAAUUUUAAAAUGGAAUUUUUUUAUCUAUGACUAAAAUUUCAAUCAGAUUCUGCAAAAAUUCUUUAUUUAAUCAAACUUCAAUUCUCAAACAAAAAACAUAAUUUUGCUUGAAUCGCCUCCACCAGUUUAACAGCAAUUUUUAUAACAAUCAAUAAAAAUAGCCGGGGAAACUGUUCUCUAAACUAAUUUGUCUUAUCAACAGGGAAAGAAUGAUUAGGAACAUGAAUUAUCUUUGGUGGUGAUUUUUUUUUACAUUAGGAGAUUCUUUUGAUUCAGUGCUUUUAAUUUUGAUACAGUCUCAAUUUAAUUGACUUAAAUGGAAGAAUAACAGAAUUUCAACAUUUUGAAAAAUCCAUACUUUCCCUUGAGGUAGAAUUUUAGAAAUACAUUAAAGAAGCAUCAUUCAGUCAUCUUCAUUCACCAUCAUCGUUAUGCUGAUAUCAGUAUCAAAUAUAUACCUAGGCAUAUAACCCAG
Messenger RNA from Octopus sinensis (East Asian common octopus), 2906 nucleotides. RefSeq names its product three-prime repair exonuclease 1. Gene Ontology annotation, cellular component: cytoplasm. The transcript has 2 exons. Gene Ontology annotation, biological process: DNA catabolic process. Bases 428 to 1402 code for a protein of 324 amino acids. The record is from RefSeq and is a predicted model, not a curated record. NCBI's taxonomy places the organism in Eukaryota, Metazoa, Mollusca, Cephalopoda, Octopoda, Octopodidae. Gene Ontology annotation, molecular function: nucleic acid binding; 3'-5'-DNA exonuclease activity.